Molecule: messenger RNA, 384 nt
Organism: Cornus florida
Lineage: Eukaryota; Viridiplantae; Streptophyta; Magnoliopsida; Cornales; Cornaceae
Exons: 1
Coding region: 1-384 (127 amino acids)
Source: RefSeq, a predicted model, not a curated record
AUGAAGUGGUGUGAAACGCAAAGCAUUUGGAAGGAUUAUCACAAGGUUAAUCGUCUUAUGAGCUUGGCAUCUUUCUUGAGCUGGCAGAUUUGGAAAGAAAGAAACAACUUGGUUUUUAAUAAAAUUGAAUGGGAUCCAGUGAUGAUUAUAGAAAAAGCAUUGUUCUUCUUUAAUGAAUUCAAUGGUACUUUGUCGAAGGAAACCUCUAAUGCAUCGUCCACGGGUGGUGGUAUUCAUCAUACUAAUAGUUGGGUUAGUCCUGCUCUUGGUAGGUAUAAAUUGAAUACAGAUGCUUCCUUUCAUAAGCUAACUCGUUAUAAUGGGUCUGGUUUGGUACUCCGUAAUCAUUGUGGAGAAGCUGUCAAGAGGUUGCAGAGGCUUUAG